Molecule: messenger RNA, 774 nt
Organism: Athalia rosae (coleseed sawfly)
Lineage: Eukaryota; Metazoa; Arthropoda; Insecta; Hymenoptera; Athaliidae
Product: cysteine-rich protein 1-like
Exons: 3
Coding region: 119-355 (78 amino acids)
Source: RefSeq, a predicted model, not a curated record
CGGCAGAGGGGUAAACCAGCGGUUCUACCCAGCCGCGAUCUAGUGAACGCUUGACCACGCCGAAGAACGGAACUCGAUUUUAAACACCACCGGUUAAAUCAAAUUCAAAAUCAUCAACAUGCCAAACUGUCCGAAAUGCGAAAAACCCGUCUACUUCGCUGAGCGAAAAACGUCGCUAGGAAAAGACUGGCACGGUUCUUGUCUUCGUUGUGAAAAAUGUAACAAAACUCUCACCCCUGGAAGUCACGCCGAACACGAAGGCAAACCCUAUUGCAAUCAGCCAUGUUAUGCAGCUCUGUUUGGACCCACUGGCUUUGGACGAGGUGGGGCUGAAAGCUACAUUUACAAAAAGUAACCGCGUGUCAGAGAUUCGAGCGACCCACAUUCCUUAAGAGUAUACAUAUACGACGUUACAACGAUACCAGCUACACAUACCUCCAUAGACAUACGUACUGUAAGCAUGGGUACAGAUGAAGAUGGGUGUUUUGUGUGAAAACACACACGAACCCUUACAUAAAAAAUGGAAGAUCUAUUUGAAUACAAGGACGGUUGACGAUUGGGGAGUGGCUCGUUAACCGAAGAAUAAAUUAUUGUUGUUUGAAAUCUUAUGUUAUGAUUGUAAUUAUAUCCCAAUCACGCACAAAGUUCAAGUAUAUAGUCUGAUCAACAUUUUUUGAUACUGAGAAAGAAUUGGACGAAUUGAGUACAGGCAAAGUUCGCGAUUGAUGAAACUGUUCGAAUUACUGACAUGAAUAAAACAUAUAUUGCCAUGGA